Stylophora pistillata is the source of this 740-nucleotide messenger RNA. RefSeq lists its product as uncharacterized. The record is from RefSeq and is a predicted model, not a curated record. Lineage: Eukaryota; Metazoa; Cnidaria; Anthozoa; Scleractinia; Pocilloporidae.
UCCUCCCACAUCGAUCAUGAGCUUAUUAUUCGGAGAGUGAGAUCAAACUAGUUACUUUUUCCAUUGUGGGUCUAGUCAAGCUAGGAAGGAUGAUACGAAAGCUUUCUGCGUGUGCUUUGGCUUUCAUUCUCAUUUCAUGUAUAAUAGUACAGAAUUCAGCUUAUUUAACUAUCAUAGAGAGAGGGCUCCGUGCAUGUAGAAGCAGUGCUAAUUCUAACGAAGAUGACAGCAGAGUUCGAAGAUGGGGAUGGUGGCCUCCCGUCAUAACUCGGCGAGAUUGUGACACAUUCAAAAAUAUUCUCUGUGAGAGUAGGAUAUUUCAGGGUAAUCUUGGGAAGGCUCCCUCAAAUCCUUCCUCGUCUCCUUCACCUCCUCCAGUACCGCCUGUUGGUGGUCUACCAAGAAAGCGUCGGUCAAGUUCUUCCAUCAGGAAAGACUUCGAGGCCAUCAAUAUGGUGUAACAUAAUUGGAGAGUCCCCGAAAAAGAUGAUUGAGCGCAGAAUAAACAGGAGUUGACUUUUAAAAAAAAUAUCGAUGUUGAUAAAUACUUCCAUGACUGAACAAAGAUGACUAGAACGGUAUCAAAAUGUAAAUCAGUGCACAAAAUUUUGCGUGAUGGCUGUAAAUUAUUCAAUAAUUUGACCUUAGCUGCCUUAACUAUUUCAAGUAAGUUAAGAAUGUGACGUGUAAAUUAUUUGCUUUUAAGUCUCGACAAAAAAUAAAAAGAAUGCCAAUCACGA